GCAAUAGUAGAAAUUCGAUCGUUUCGAUUUAAGAAAGGGUGAUUCGUUUUGCGCGAGCAUUAUUGAUAUAUCAGAAGGCUCAGCUAUUAUAGGUAUGCAACUAUCUGAAAUUAAAGAGAUGCCCACACACAAGCAAUACUGGAAGUCUUCUAUCAAGUCAGAUUCUGCAGUCAGUUUUGACAGUGUACCCUCAGAGAUGAUAUUGAAGAUACUGUCCUACCUGGAUGCUGAGUCUUUGCUGUGUACUGGCUGUGUAAAUAAGCGUUUUUAUGACCUGUCCAGUGACAAUACGAUCUGGUUCAAAAUAUACUCUAAGUCUUUCUUCCCUAAAAGAAAGAAAUGGAGGACUGUCCAGGAACCAGAUAACUCUAUUAGCCUUCUGGAGUUGCAAGAUAGGGAGGCAGGAUAUUGGAAGAAAGAGUACCUUGUAAAAAAAAUAGCUGCUGGCAAAAAUGAGAUAAUUCAGCUUCUGAAGCCAAUAAAUACCUAUACUGGUCUUCCAGUUAAAACCAAAGAAGUUAUCAAAAUCUCUGGUUUGAGAUGGAUAAUUGUACUAAGGGAGAGAAAUGGAAAGGAACAUGUAAUGGACCAGGCAGGCAUCUCUCUUAAUGAGACAUCUGUUACUAUAUUUUGGUAUGGUAUAAGCUGGCCUUUAGAUAACUUGUCAAGUCUGCAAUUAUUUGGAGUGACACCAGUACUUCUGGGUAAGAGUAAAAUUCAUCUUAGGAAUGGGCCUUGGAGACGUUCUUUAAUUUCCGAAUAUAACCUGGCUAAUAUGACUGAAAAUGCAAAGAUGAUUGGUUGUGAUGCACUUGUUGAGCUUUAUCGUUUUGACCAAGGACUUCUGGUGGGACUUUGGAAGAGAAGUGACAUAGCUUUCAUCAUGGCAAGUCUUCAUUACCAUCAGCUCAUUGAAAGAAGCAUCCUUGGCUCUGCCACAAUGAGCUAUGUUGCUACGCCAGCUAAGGCUAUCUUGGAUGACAUUGACCCAGAAUAUGGCAUGCAUGGCUAUCAGCUGCACAUUGACAUGCACAGCAAAGGAAAUACAUACAUGUGCAGCACAUUUCGUAGUUUGUUCUGUAAAAAAGAUUACAUUAGAAAUGGAUACCUGAAGCUUACAGUGAUAAGUUACAAAAACAAUGCCCAACAUUUACCUCUUGUUGGAAAUGUUGGGUUGUCUUGGAUGGUAGAAGCAUUUGAAAGUACUGUUAAGGAUCUUGUACCUGAGAAAGGAGAUAUCAAUUCUCUGAAACAUAUUAAGCUCUGA
Molecule: messenger RNA, 1267 nt
Organism: Varanus komodoensis (Komodo dragon)
Lineage: Eukaryota; Metazoa; Chordata; Lepidosauria; Squamata; Varanidae
Gene: FBXO15
Product: F-box protein 15
Exons: 10
Coding region: 95-1267 (390 amino acids)
Molecular function (GO): protein binding
Source: RefSeq, a predicted model, not a curated record